UAGUGAUUGCAUUAUGGGCCGCUUGACACUUGAAGCGAAGGAAUUCAGUUUGAACGGGGGGGAAAAAAACAACCAGGAAGUUAAACAGAGCAGGAAACGCUGUGGUGGAGCAGCAGACUUAAAAACUUUAAAUAAUAGCGUUAACUAAAAUCACAGUUAAUUCAUCGGAUUGUGGUCAAAGGGCAUAGUUUGCAACAAUAUGGACAUCGAUCCGGAGCGAGGAGGGGCGGCGGCCGAGCCACAGGACAAGGUGAAGAGCUUGAGGGAUCAAGUAGAUGGAGUGAAAGACAUCAUGACGCAGAACGUAGACCGGAUCCUGGCUCGAGGAGAGCGACUCGAUGACCUCAUGGGCAAGUCAGAGGACCUGCAAGCAGGGGCUCAGCACUUCAAGCAGACGUCUCAGAAAGUGGCUCGCACCUACUGGUGGAAGAACGUCAAGAUGGUCGUGGUCAUCGUGGUGAUCGUCCUCAUCAUCGUGCUCAUCAUCAUCCUGCUGGCCACCGGAGUCAUCCCUGUCAGCUCCUCUACGCCUCCUACGACUCCUGUAGUUCCUCCCACCAAGCCAUAAGAGAUGCACACACACACACAAUGUAUAUACAAUCAUAAACAAACCCAUUCUUAUUGCACAUUAUACAAAGUAAUAUAUAGACUAAAGUCAACAAUUGCUGUCUGGUGAAACCUUUAUUACUUCUAAGUUAGUUUCCACUGGUUAAGGUCUUGCUUUUAUUAGAAUUCAACAACUUCCUGCUUUUGGUUUAAGGAACUUGAUUGGCACAUGUGCCUUUUCAGACCCUUAAACACAAUUUAAGCUUAGCUUUUUUUUCAAAAUGUUGUGAGAAAUUAAACAAAAGUGUCUGGAAGGUCCUAGGACUGUCCCUGUUCUCAGAGGAUGCGUCAUAUCACCGCGUCAGUUCCUCCAUGGCUCUCUCACCCCCGGCAAAGAGGGAGUCACAUUAAUUUGCGUAGAUGAAAAGAAGGAAUGUGGAUUUCUCCAGUCUCUUUACUAGACAUCAUGUUUGUCUUGAAUGUUCUCACUUAAGUGCACCUUUUGCAGAAGGCAGGUUGGAUAGUUUAAAAGCUG
Messenger RNA from Etheostoma spectabile (orangethroat darter), 1081 nucleotides. RefSeq names its product vesicle-associated membrane protein 8. The transcript has 3 exons. The record is from RefSeq and is a predicted model, not a curated record. The coding region runs from base 200 to 568 and encodes 122 amino acids. Lineage: Eukaryota; Metazoa; Chordata; Actinopteri; Perciformes; Percidae. Gene Ontology annotation, biological process: vesicle-mediated transport. Gene Ontology annotation, cellular component: membrane.